AUGUCCAUCAUCAUGGAAUACCCUUCCUCGUCGAUGCCUUUGUCCAGCGAGGAACUCACGUGGCUACAGGCCAGUGCAUUUAUAGAUUGCCCUCCAACACCUCCACCGAAAGACGACGAUGCAUUUGUGCAUGAUUUGUCGGCAUCCAGUUCGACGAGCUCUAUGGCCAACAAUUUCCCUCUGACUCAGAGCCCUCCGCCUCACCUCCGACACAAGUUGAGUGGAGCUGAGAGAAAUUCCUCAAGCUCAUUGGCGUAUUUAAAUGGAUCUGCUGGGAGUGCGACUCCGCCACCAGUUCCAAAAGCAGGCUCUCCACGUUCGGAGUGGAUUUACCGUCGACCAAAAUCUCCUGCCAGCGUACGCCAAAGGACGGCGAAUCCUCGUCCAUACUCGCGGCCGCAACCACGGGUAAUAUCUGCUUCUCCCCCACCGCCACCUCUCUCCCGCUCUCGUUCAACUGCGAGCACUCGCACGACCAGGUCAAUAGCCCACGCCAGCACCGACCAAUCAUUAAUCAAUAAUUCAACGCCAUCGUCUAAUUCGCCACUGUCCUUGUCGACAGGUCCAUUCUGGUCGACGAUUCUACGACCGCGGUCCCGUUCGGAACGGUCCAUGCCCCUCCUCAAAACGAUCCCGUCAGAGUCCCAAAUCGUUCUGACGCCGCUUUCCACUCCCAAGAGGAUGGUUUCCCCUCCGAAGCCGAUGUUUGCCCGGCCUCCUUCGAUUUCAUCCACCCUUUCCAGCGUCUCGACUUCGAACUCUCCUGCAUCCUCCCGGUCGGAAAGCCCUGUUACCCCGGUCUCUAUCUCCCCCUCUCCCUACGGCAGGUAUCGCCGGCAAAACCUGUAUCACCGACGCCACCGCCCGCAGCUCGAGAGCGAGUCAAGCCUGGCGCCACUAUCCUCUUCCUGCCCACCUUCCAAAUCUAUUUUGACACGGACGGCGUCGGUAUCCACGAAGGCCUCUUCGCAUACCGUCAACAAGUCUGUCAAGUUUGCGGCGAUUCCCAUCGUUCAUUAUGCCAGUACGGGUUACUGGGAUUUGGAGACUGUUGAUCGGGAUGCGAGUAAUAUGGGCAUCAACGUCGACGAGAUGGACAUGGGCGACCCGUUCGCGAGCUGCCAUUCCCGUCUCGAUGCGGAGGAACGCAUCGAGCGUUUAGAGAUCGCGAAGCUCCGAGAGCUUCAAUGCGCGACGCCGACUCCGGAGCGAGAAAGGGAGAAGAAUAAGGGCUUGAAACGCCUCAUGAGCCUCAGUCGCAAGCCUGGCACGCCGACAGGCCCGACGAUUAAUAUUGCAUCUGUGCGUCCAGUCAUCUCCACGCCUUAUGCAUUGGGUGCGUACCCCACCCUAGCCAGUAUGCAGUCGACAACGUCACUGCAGACCACGAGGAACACAAGAGGGGACUCUGACGGGGCUGGGCCUGGAGGUUCAGCUCCUGUUUUGAACCCUCGAGGAGUCCCUCUUCGCAGCGCACCCUCCUACGAGAGCUUCCGCAGCGCGAAGAGCUCUGCUGCUAGGAGUGUGCGUAGUAUGGGAAGUGUGAAGAGCACUGCCAGCACAAAAGGUUUAAGGGGAUGGUUACGUGUAUAG
Cyclocybe aegerita is the source of this 1593-nucleotide messenger RNA. The record is from the annotation of a GenBank genome assembly. NCBI's taxonomy places the organism in Eukaryota, Fungi, Basidiomycota, Agaricomycetes, Agaricales, Hemipholiotaceae.